Messenger RNA from Xyrauchen texanus (razorback sucker), 4235 nucleotides. RefSeq names its product transcriptional coactivator YAP1. Gene Ontology annotation, molecular function: transcription corepressor activity; protein binding; transcription coactivator activity. NCBI's taxonomy places the organism in Eukaryota, Metazoa, Chordata, Actinopteri, Cypriniformes, Catostomidae. Bases 391 to 1719 code for a protein of 442 amino acids. Gene Ontology annotation, biological process: positive regulation of transcription by RNA polymerase II; hippo signaling. The transcript has 8 exons. The record is from RefSeq and is a predicted model, not a curated record. Gene Ontology annotation, cellular component: nucleus; cytoplasm.
GAGAAAAAAAAAAGUUAGUUAGAAUAGUGAGAGGGCUGUGAUUUCCAAUACGCCGCACAGUCGUCGCCAAUGUCUGCACCAGAAGAUUCGUAAACUUUUGGGAAACUCAUACGGACACCGUUUGAAGACUUCAAAUUAGUUUCCAGUAUAAAGUUCAGUAGACAUGCGCGUUUCUAGAUUUAUUGCGGUGUUCUCGGGAAGCAGAAAAAUACAUCUUUGCAUUCUUUUUUCCCAAGGCUUGGAUAAUUAAUACAGUGGACGAACAGGGUUGGCCUGUUUGGAUUAACCUUUGACAUUUUAUGGCUUUUUGACUUUCCUGUGUACACUUUUUCGGUCGGAAGGACAGAAGAGCAGUUUUCCCAAAGAUUAUACUAUAUUUUAUCUGGAGUCAUGGAUCAGAGCCAGCACAACCCUCCUGUCGGCCAUCAGAUCGUCCAUGUUCGGGGAGACUCCGAGACCGAUCUGGAGGCUCUUUUUAACGCUGUGAUGAACCCGAAAAACACAAUCGUUCCCCCUUCCGUGCCGAUGAGGAUGAGAAAGCUGCCAGACUCCUUCUUCAAGCCGCCAGAGCCAAAGUCCCACUCCAGACAAGCCAGCACGGAUGCAGGUACUGCUGGUACCCUCACACCCCAGCAUGUGAGAGCACACUCCUCUCCUGCCUCCUUGCAGCUGGGUGCAGUUUCCCCAGGUGCCCUGAACAAUAUGGGUCAAGCAAACCCCCCACCUCAGCACCUCCGCCAGUCCUCUUUUGAGAUACCCGAUGAUGUGCCGCUACCCCCAGGCUGGGAGAUGGCCAAGACCCCCUCGGGCCAGAGAUAUUUCCUAAACCAUCAUGACCAGACGACUACCUGGCAAGACCCUCGUAAGGCGCUCCUUCAGAUGAACCAAGCCACUCCACCCAGUCCAGUGCCUGUGCAACAACAGAACAUCAUGAAUCCGGCCUCAGGUCCUCUUCCUGAAGGCUGGGAGCAAGCUAUUACCUCAGAAGGAGAGAUCUACUACAUCAAUCACAAAAACAAAACCACCUCUUGGCUGGACCCACGACUCGACCCACGUUAUGCUAUGAACCAGCAGCGAAUUUCCCAGAGUGCUCCAGUGAAGCAAGGCUCCCAGUUGCCCUCCAGCCCCCAGAGUGGAGUGAUAGGAGGAAACAACCAGAUCAGACUGCAGCAGAUCCAGAUGGAGAAAGAGAGACUGAGACUCAAACAAGAGCUCCUUCGCCAGAGACCCCAGGAGCUCACCCUGAGAAACCAGUUGCCAACUAGCAUGGAGCAGGAUGGCGGUACUCAGAACCCUGUGUCCUCACCCAGCAUGGGCCAAGACGCCCGCAACAUGACCACCAACAGUUCUGACCCUUUCUUAAACAGUGGGACGUAUCACUCCAGAGACGAGAGCACGGACAGUGGCCUGAGCAUGAGCAGUUACAGCGUCCCCCGAACUCCUGAUGACUUCCUCAACAGUGUAGAUGAGAUGGAGACAGGCGAUACCCUCAUCCCUGGCUCCAUGGCAACACAGCCCAGCCGUUUCCCGGACUACCUGGACGCUAUCCCAGGUACAGACGUGGACCUGGGCACCCUGGAGGGCGAGAGCAUGGCAGUUGAGGGUGAGGAGCUGAUGCCCAGCCUACAGGAAGCCCUGAGCUCUGAAAUCCUCAAUGACAUGGAGUCUGUGCUGGCGGCUACCAAGAUCGACAAGGAGAACUUUCUAACCUGGCUAUAGAGCACCUGCAUCCAGCACUACACCUUCUUCUCCAACAUGCUGAAGUGCUGCCUGGUACAAUCUGUGAAGGAUGUGUAGAUGCUUUGAGUUGAAAAGAAAAGACAUUUCACCUUACUGGACAGCUUUCUUUUUUCUUUCUCAUCUUCCGUUCAGUAUGUUUGGCCAGAUUGGUAUUUUUAAACUUUGUUCCUAUUUUUCGUAUUACUCUUUUCAUGUCUGCAUCCUCAAGGCUGGCCCAUGAACAGACAAGUAUUCACAAGUACCCAAAUCUCUUUCAUGGCUGUGCAUUAUGUCACAGCCUAUCAAUGUGUGCGAGUGCGUGUUUCUGUGAGAUGGAUGUGAAUUUGUGUGCAUUUCCCCUCAUGAACUCCAGACGAACCCCCUAAAUCAGCCUACCGCUACCUUCUAUGUCUGCAACUUCUGUUUCACGACAUCCCUAAUCUCGGCUCAUCUAGAAACUACAAUUUUUUUUCUCAAAUACACUAAUGAGCCUGAAACACCAAAACACGUUGUACCUGAGGAGGUCGUCUGCAUGUGUUUUCUGAUGAGAUUUGCGUACUAUAAUUGAAAGGUUAAAAUCUAAGGGUUACAACAUGUGAUAAAACAAAUGGUUAAACGAAAAUUCUGCUGCUUGGCUGUGCCAGCAUAUCAUGCUAGAAAUGUCUAAUUAAGUGCCUUUCGGUUUUGUUUCUUGGACAAAAAGAAAUUGUGUUUGUGUCAUUUUACACUAGAUAUCAUAGAUCAUGUUUGUCAACACUUUCUUUUACUUACUUGUUUCAUUAAUCAAAGUAUAUUUCUUUCAAAGGUUUUAUAAAAAAAACAAAAACAAUGUUAUGUCGGGAAUUGGGGUUUGUUGUUUUAAGAACCCUUGCCUCUUUGUGUGUCAGUUUUUAUUUAAGCCUUUUUUUUUUGUUUCUGGAGGGUUGUGGCAUUCAUAUGUGAUCUGAACCAAUCAAAUCCAAUUUUCAUCUUAUUUUAUCUGAUUUAUACAGGAUAACUAUUCUAACAGAGCUGCCUUUUCUGUAACAUGGAAAAUUUUGCGUAAAUAACUGAUUGAAGUCAUUAUUUCUGUUUUACCGUAAUCUGAGAUAAUAGUAAGGUAGAAGUCUGUUUAUGAUACCGAACUCUAUUUUUAUCUUUGGGUUUUAGUAUGUUCUUGCAUACUGUAUUUAGUUAAAAUAUCUCUUAAUCUUCAGCCAAAAGCGAGCAACAAAAUAUCAAAGGCACUUUGAUCAACUACUAAAAAAGAAAAGUGUGUCUUUUUAAACAAACAUCGCUAAAUGAGCUCCAGUAGAGGUUUGUGCCAGUUCCAUUGAAGCUGUUUGGUGCCAAGACAAAGACCGGGAAGAAAGUAGAAGGUUCUGAUAUGUUUUUGAUGGUUUGAUGAGCACGUCCAGAGGGUUCUUGGUGUAGACUAGCUGUUAGCUUGAACUUGAUUUGAUAACUGUGGAUAUGAAUGAUAGAGUAGACUUUCAAGGAAACAAUCAGUUAUUGUUUCUGUCAGGAUUACUUCAAGGCUUCUAAAGAUUAUUUUCUCUUUCAAAUUUAAAGGGCAACAAAAAGUAAUUUAUCAUACUUUCUAUGUAUGUACACAUAGGGCAUAAGCUAAUGAGAAAAGGUCUAAUUGAUUUGUCAGGGGAUUUUUAUUGAAGCACAAUUCGACAGGCCUUAUGCUGCUUCUGAUGUCAGUACUAAAGACAAAGCAGGUUACCUGGAAUGGCUUUUUGUUACAUGGUUUACAUUAUUUCACAGUAGUAGAACACUACAGGAACUUCAUAUUACAAACUUUCUGCAGAUGCUUUGCAUUCAGUCAUACAAAACAAAUAUUUCCUCAUGUUUACAAUAAGGGUACCUUUACACUACAGAAUGUUCAUUCAAUGACUGGCCCAUACUCUAAAUAUCUUGUUGUUGUUUUUUAACACUUUUAAAAGCUGUAUAAGUGUAAUAUUCUGAAGUCUACUGGCAUGAAUACACAGAUAAGGUAUGUAGUUGUAUGAUGAAAUAUGACAAGCUAGGCCAUAGUUAUCAAAAUUAGAGGUUCUUGAGAAACUAAAAGUGGUAUAAAAAUAUGACAAGCUAAGAGAAAUAUCUAUUUUUGCAAACACAGUAUUGAUGGCAUGCUCUAGUGGGGUAAAACAGUGUUGAAGAGAGCAAUGCAACAAUUUCUUUAUUUUUUAUGAAUUGUGCUGGUAUUGCACAUUUAUAGAACAUUAAUUCAAAUGUAUAUGUCACUUAAACAUGAUUUUAUGCUUGCUUAGUGUGCAUACUGUUCAGAAUAUAUAGUAACUGUUGUUUUUUUUUUGUAGUGGUAGUACUAAUCACACAUGGCAAUGGAUUGGUAUUUAGAUUCCUUUAAAUGCACCCAGAAUGAAUUUAUAUCCAUUUAUGAUCUCUCUCUCUCUCUCUUUUUUUUUAUCCAUGUAUGUGCAUGUACCUUAGAACCUUAAAUUCUGUUACAUUGUAUAUCUUUACAUAUUACUUUAAAAUUGGCCUGGAAUAAAGUAUAUACUUUGGUA